CUUUGUGUGCAAGGUCAAGGCCAACAAAGGAAAAGGAAGGUCAUUUGAGGAAAGCCGGCUGUCAAAUCACUUUAAACAACAACCAUGUCAAACCAAAGGAAAUUUUUUGUUGGAGGAAACUGGAAGAUGAACGGGAAUAAAGAGAGCAUCGCUGGCAUCGCGAAAUUCUUGAAUGCAGGACCACUGGAUUCAAAUACAGAGGUGGUUGUGUCCCCGCCAGCAUGUUACUUGGAAUACACUAGACAGGUAGUAGAUUCUAAAGUGGGAGUGGCAGCUCAGAACUGUUAUAAAGUGGCAAGUGGUGCUUUUACAGGAGACAUCAGUGCCAAUAUGAUUAAAGACCUCGGAUGUGAAUGGGUUAUUCUGGGGCAUUCAGAGAGAAGAAAUGUUUUUGGUGAAUCUGACCAGCUGAUUGGUGAGAAAACAAAGUAUGCACUAAGUCAAGGUGUGAAAGUAAUAGCCUGUAUUGGUGAGAAGCUGGAAGAGAGGGAAGGUGGAAAAACCGAGGAAGUGGUUUACAGACAAACUCAAGCCAUCAUUGAAAAUAUAGCAGCAGACCAGUGGCCUAAUGUAGUGAUAGCCUAUGAACCAGUGUGGGCCAUUGGAACUGGGAAAACAGCAACCCCAGAACAAGCUCAGGAAGUUCAUGAAAAAUUAAGAGCCUGGUUAGCAGAUAAAGUGUCAAAAGAAGUGGCAGCUGCUGUCCGAAUUAUCUACGGUGGAUCUGUUAAUGCUGCCAACUGCAAAGAUCUAGCUUCUAAACCUGACAUUGAUGGAUUUUUAGUUGGAGGGGCUUCCCUUAAACCAGAUUUUGUACAGAUUGUCAAUGCCAGACAAAAGUGAGAGUGGUGCCAUAUUCCUGACUUUAGAAAGUUUUAGAACAGAAAGUUUAGCAAGUUUUGUGUUCAUUUUGUUGUUAUAUUCUAUAAAACAACACUGUUACAAUCUUACACCUUUCUGAUUUCUGAUGUUAUUGAUGAUGUAGAAGUGCUACAGUUUUGUGUUUUUUUGUUUCAAUACUGAAAUAGUUGUUAAAACAUGACUACUU
Molecule: messenger RNA, 1048 nt
Organism: Saccostrea cuccullata (small rock oyster)
Lineage: Eukaryota; Metazoa; Mollusca; Bivalvia; Ostreida; Ostreidae
Product: triosephosphate isomerase-like
Exons: 6
Coding region: 85-843 (252 amino acids)
Biological process (GO): glycolytic process; glycerol catabolic process; glyceraldehyde-3-phosphate biosynthetic process
Cellular component (GO): cytosol
Molecular function (GO): triose-phosphate isomerase activity
Source: RefSeq, a predicted model, not a curated record